Strongylocentrotus purpuratus (purple sea urchin) is the source of this 12307-nucleotide messenger RNA. RefSeq names its product spectrin beta chain, non-erythrocytic 5. Gene Ontology annotation, biological process: actin cytoskeleton organization. Gene Ontology annotation, cellular component: plasma membrane; cortical actin cytoskeleton; cell junction. The transcript is spliced from 73 exons. NCBI's taxonomy places the organism in Eukaryota, Metazoa, Echinodermata, Echinoidea, Camarodonta, Strongylocentrotidae. Gene Ontology annotation, molecular function: actin filament binding. The record is from RefSeq and is a predicted model, not a curated record. Bases 165 to 12161 code for a protein of 3998 amino acids.
AUGGUUUACAGUGGUUACGCGAUCUUUGCCUUGGACGAAUUAUUUCAAAUAUAUCUGAUUUAAAUUGUUGUUAUACGAUGGUUUAAUUAUUUCUCCAUCAUUUCUACAGUAGAGAAUAUCAUUGGUAUUAUGAAAGACUAGAAGCUGACUGAUCUUCCAAGAUCAUGGCCUCUGUAGGGUCAGGCCAAGGUGCCAGUCACUUUGAGAAGGGGCGCAUCCAUGCUCUACAAGAGGAACGCAUUGCCAUUCAAAAGAAGACUUUCACUAAAUGGAUCAACUCACAUUUGGCAAAGGCAAACCUUCACAUUCAGAACCUAUUUGAGGACCUCCAUGAUGGUAAGGCUCUGAUGCGUCUCCUGGAGGUCAUCUCUGGUGAGUCAGUAGGUCGACCCAACCAUGGCAAGCUUAGAGUACAGAAGAUGGAGAACAUCAACAAGGCACUCAAGUUCCUCUCAUCAAAGAAAGUACGUCUUGAGAGUAUUGGUGCUGAGGACAUUGCUGAUGGCAACACUCGUCUCAUAUUAGGGUUGAUCUGGACUGUUAUUCUUAGAUUUCAGAUUCAAGAUAUCCAAGUAGAAGAUGAUGGCUCAACAGAAACCAAAUCAGCCAAGGAAGCUUUGUUGCUGUGGUGUCAGAGGAAGACAGCUGGGUAUCCUGGUGUGGAUGUUCGUAACUUCACCAGCAGCUGGCGAUCUGGUUUGGCAUUCAAUGCACUUAUUCAUGCUCACAGACCAGAGCUAUUGAACUUUGAGGUGUUGAAGCAUCAGAGCAAUAUAGAUAAUCUCAACAAUGCUUUCAAGGUGGCUCAUGAGAAGCUUGGUAUAGCCAGGCUACUUGAUGCUGAAGAUUUGGAUGUUGACCGACCUGAUGAUAAGUCGGUGAUGACAUAUGUUGCUGCCUACUAUCACUACUUUGCUAAGAUGAAGACGGAGAAGACAGGUGGCAAAAGAAUAGCAAAGAUCAUCAGUCAAAUCAAGCAGAUAGACACCCUUCAGGAUGAGUAUGAGAGACUUGUGACUGAUCUGUUGGAAUGGAUCACUAGUACCACUAGGAAGAUGAAUGAUAGAGAUCUUCCCAACCUCCUGGCUGGUAUCCAGGAGGAGAUGGCCAGGUUCAAGACAUACAGGAUGGCGGAGAAACCUCCCAAGUAUGCUGAGAGGGGAAACAUAGAAGCCACAUUGUUCAGUAUCCAGACCAAGAUCAGGGCGUGCCGUCGGAAGAUGUAUGUGCCGCCAGAAGGCAAACUCAUCAACGACAUUGAGAAGAAAUGGGCCCUCUUGGAAGAAGCAGAACACAAGAGGAAGACUGCACUCCGAGAGGAGCUAGCUCGGCAAGAAAAACUGGAGAGACUGGCUGAGAAGUUUGAGAGAAAGGUGCUCUUGAGAGAAUCUUGGCUAGAGGAUAUGAUGAGUGUAUUGACGGAGAGUGUCGUCCCUAGCAGUGAUGUCCAUGCUGUGGACGCAGCUACAAAGAGACAUGAAGCUAUAACAGCAGAUGUCAUGGCAAGGAAAGAAAGAUUUGCUGACUUGGAAUCCAUGGCACUGGAGCUCGCCAAAGAGGGCUACCACCGAGAAAGAGAGGUCACUCAAAAAUCGCAGGAGGUCAGUCGGAAAUGGAAGGAGCUUCUGAGGCUGUUGGAGAAGAGACAGGAGGUACUGAAAGGGAUCAAUGAGCUGAUGGGCAUGUUCCGAGAGGUGGAUGGCAUCAUGGCGGAGAUGAAAGAAAUACAGGUGACCUUACAGUCUGAUGAGAGAGGGAAGCAUCUGCAGGCUGUGGAGGACCUGCUUCAGAAGCAGAGCCUAGUGGACACCCAGAUCCUGACCCAGGGAGAGAGAAUCAAUCAAGUCAACGUGAUCGCUGACAGGUGUCUCAAACAAGACCAUCCAGAGAGCUCUACCAUCAAGCGCAGAACAGUGGACCUCAAUGUCACUUACAAUGCAAUCAAAGAGAUGAGUCAUUUGAGAAAGUCUUGCCUUGAGGAUUCCUUGAAGUUCUUCCAGUUCAUGAGAGACAGCGAAGAGGAGGAGUCUUGGUUGAUGGAGAAGCAACGUAUUGCCAAGUCAGCAGUCACAGGUCGUGAUCUGCGCAGUGUGCUCAGCAUGAAACAGAAGCAUGCAGUGCUUGAAGCAGAGGUGACAGCCAGACAGCGGACAGUCCAGGGGGUACUGGACACUGGUCAAGAGCUGAUAGAUACCGGUCAUCCAUCUAAGAGGAAGAUCAAGACCAGGAUGGAGAGUGUAGGAGAGAAGAUGGAUAAGCUGAGGGAGUAUGUGGAGGGAAGGAAAUUGAGGCUACAGAUGGCUGUAGAGUCUCAUGAGUACUACAUUGAUGCCAACGAGGCUGAGUCCUGGAUGAGAGAGAAGAUGCCUUUGGUGUGCAGCGAUGACUACGGGAAGGACGCAGACUCGGCCAAGGUCAUGCUCCAGAAACACACAGUACUUCAUGAGCAGAUCCAAGCGUAUGAGAAUGAGGUCGUUCAACUCAGAGACAAUGGGCAGAAGAUGAUGGCUACCAUCAAAUCUAAUCAGGCAAAGAUGCAAGACAGGUCAUCACCUCCGACUGAUGAGGAAUCCUUCACGACAGAGACAGUGGAUGUACCUUACGAGGUCGAGGAGGAGGAGAUCGUCGAGCGAGAGGUCAUCAAGGAAGUGAUUGAGGAGAGGAAGUACCCUCAGGUCAAGGCCCUGUAUAACUACAAAGGAGAAGACAUGCAAAUAGCCAAGGGAGAGAUCAUGAUAUUAAUAGAUAAGACCAACAAUGAUUGGUGGAGUGUGAGGAGAGGUAACGCCCAGGAAGGCUUCAUCCCAGCAAACUACAUCAAAGAGGUCAGCCCCAAGGUCGUCAAGAAGAAGGUCAAGAGAAAGGUCAAAGUUCCUGAAAAGGUCAUGGUCAAGAAGACCAAGAUCAGACAGGAGGUGAUCAAGAAGAGGAUUAAACCGAAGGAUAGGAAGAGUAUGCUGUCAAGAUCAGGGAGUGUGCGAAGACAGAGUCAUCACUUUGAUGAGGACAACAUUGAAUUAAAACUAGCCGCUAUCAACAGCACCUACAAGAGACUACGCAAGCUGAGUGAGGCCAGGUCUAGGUACUUAGAGGAUGCCAUCAAGCUCUUUACAUUCUACCAUGAUUGUGAUGAGUUUCAGGAUUGGAUGAAAGAGAAGGAGAAAGCCCUCAAGAAGAAGGAGAGCUUCUCAGAACACGUCGAGGCAACAAGGAGAAAGUUUGAGAACCUUCUCAUUGACCUGGUGGCAAACCAAGGCAGGGUUGAGAGGAUCAACAAGAUGGCCGACAGGUUUGUUGAGACGGGUCACAGCAAGCAGGGAGAAGUAAGGAGCAGACAGAAGGAGGUCAAGGAGCAGUGGAAGAGGCUCCUGGAGCUCAAAGCUGAGAAGGAGAAGAUGCUGGAAGGAGCCUCCAGCAUUGAGCUGUACAAUCAUUCCUGGGGUGAGACCAAGGAAUGGAUCAUGGAUAAGUUCAAAGCUCUGACGUCCGAUGAUCCAGGCAAACAACCCCUGCCAGCAGAGGCUCUACAGCGCAAAUAUGAGAACCUACAGAGGGAGCUCACACCUGUCAUGGACAAACUACGCAAACUGGGACUCCUCGCUAAGGCAGUGAAAACCUCCUACCCAGAUGAGGGUGAUCACAUCAGCAAUCGUCAAGACGACAUCCACAAGCUUUGGGAUAAUCUGGAGGAUAAGGCUACAGAGAGGAAGACCCAGCUGGCUCAGUCUAGGGAUAUCACUACAUUCCAUAAUGAAUCCAAAGAAUUGAUUGCAUGGUGUAAUGAGAUGAAUGGUAAACUCCUAGACACUGAGCUGGCUAAAGACGUGGCAGGCUCAGAAGACUUGCUCAAGAGGCAUGGUGAUCUACUUCAGGACAUUCAAGCUCAUGGAGACAAGUUCACCAAACUGACCAAAUUGGGAGGGCAGCUGCUGAAGACCUUACCUGAUUCACUGACCAUUGCACACAAGGUAGAGAAGCUAUCAGCCAUGAAGGAAGGUCUGGGAACCAGAUGGGAUAAGAGGAACACACACCUGGAAGAUGCUCUGGACUUAGCUAUGUUCAAUCGAGAGGCAGAUCAGAUUGAUGUAACCACCAGUGGUCAUGAAGACUUCCUGGACUUUCGUGAUCUAGGGAGCACAGUGGAGAGUGUCAUUUCACUGCUGAAGAGACAUGGGGAUUUCAUGAAGAAAUUUGACCUCCAAGAAGAGAAGGUCAAGGGCUUGCAGGAUAUGGCUGAAUCACUCAUUGCCAAACAACACUACGCAAAGAACUUUGUUGGUUCUCGGAGAGAUGAAGUGAUAGAGCGAAGGAAUAAAGUGAAGGAGAGGAGCGAGCAGAGAUGCAAAGCCUUGAAGGAAUCUCAAGAACAUCUAGAGUUUGUUAGAGAUGCUGAUGAGAUAUCAUCGUGGCUUGCUGAAAAGUUUGAAAUCGCUGAUGAUGAGUCCUACAGAGAACUCACCAACCUCCCAGGCAAAGUGAAGAAACAUCAAGCUUUUGAAGCAGAGAUAACAGCCAACAAGGAGAGACUAGAUAAACUCAAUGAGACUGGCGCCGCUAUCGUUAAGUCCGACAAUGCCAACUCGGAGGAGAUCCAGGUCUUACUGAAAGCCAUCAACUCGCGCUGGACGGAUCUGACCGACAGGUUCAAGGAGAGAGGGAAGAAGCUCCAGCAGGCUGUGGAGGAGCAGCAGCUGAUACGGGGUAUGGAGGAUGCUGCGGGUAACAUCCAGGAGAUAGAGGUUGCCAUGGCAUCGCAGGAUGUGGGUCAUGACCUUCGAAGCGUCAAGAGUCUUCUCAAAAGGCAGCAGGUGUUGGAUACAGAGAUGUCUCUGCAGGCCGAGAGGAUGCAGAAACUAUCCCAGGAUUCCAAGGAGCUUGCAGACCAAGGUCACUUUGACACGGACAAGAUUAAAUCUGAGACAGCUUACGUCACACAAAGAUUCAAAGAGUUGCAGGCUCCGGCUGAGAAGAGGCGCAAGAAGCUUGAGGAAUCCCUCAGGGUACAGCAGUUCUACCAUGAUGUCGACAAUGAGCUUCAGUGGAUCAAAGACCACUCUCCUGCAGCCAGCUCUACCAACUAUGGAAGGGACUUCACUUCUACUCAGAGCAUGGUCAAGAAACAUCAGAAACUUGAAGCUGAGAUAUCUGGUCACCAGCCUGUUAUUGACAAGGAUCUGAGCACCGGUCAGCAUCUCAUUGACUCUGGUCACUUUGCCUUGCAUGAAGUCCAGGAACGAUGUCAGGACCUGUCCCUGUCAUGGGACCAGUUACUAGACCAGGCCUUGGCCAGGAAGAAGCAACUGGAUAUGGCAUUUGAAGCCCAGAAAUACUACUCCGAGGCUGCUGAAGCUGAAUCCUGGAUGAUUGAGAAACUGUCCUUGGCGAUGAUCACUGACUAUGGCAAAGAUGAGGAUGCUACGGAAAAGAUGCUUGCAAAGAAUAAGGCCCUAGAACUGAACAUAGAGCACUAUAACAGUGUGAUCAGGGCACUAGGAGAUAGGAAGGACCAGAUGGUUUCAUCAGGGAACCCUGAGGCCGAAGGCAUCUCUGAAAGACAGGAUGAGCUUCUUCAGCAGUACAAGAACGUGAUGGACCAGGGUACCCACCGGACCUUCAAGCUAGAACAGACCAAGCUGAUGCAUCAGUAUGUGAGGGAGAGCGAUGAGCUUGGUGAAUGGAUUGAAGAACAGUAUCAGGUGGCCAGCUCAGGGGAGUAUGGUCAGGACUAUGAACAUCUGGAGGAGCUGAGCAAGAAGUUUGAUGAGUUUUGUCGCCAUGUAGAGACAGGCAUGGAUCAGUUCAAGAGAUGUGAUAAGCAGGUCCAGAGCCUUGUCGCAGAGAGAUAUGAGCAGAGUGACUCAUUGAUAGAGAAACAGGAUAGCUUGCAACAAGCACUGGAUAUGUUGAUGGAUAGGUUAAACAGUAGGAGAGAGAAGCUAGAAGCAGCAAGACAGAUCCACCAGUUUAACAGAGACUAUGAGGAAGCUAUGUCUAGGAUACAGGAGAAAUAUGCCAUUAUACCUGAAGAGCUUGGUAAGGAUGUGAACGCUGUACAGUCACUGGUCAGGAAACAUGAGGCCUUUGAAAGUGACCUGGUAGCUCUUGAAGGACAGUUGCAGACCCUUGUCAACGAGGCCGUUCGUCUUCAGGAGGAGUAUCCAGGAGAGAACGCCAUGCAGCUUGAUGAGCAGCAGAGUGUGAUGGUAGCCGACUGGAAUCUCCUUCAGGAGAGAGCCACAGAGAGGAGAUCAAGUCUUCAAGCAGCAAAUGACUUCCACAGACUCAUGGCUACCUGUAAGGACCUGAUCAAGUGGUCAGACAAUGCGAAUGCAGAGAUACAAGCUGAGGAACCUGUUAAGGAUGUGUACACUACUAUGAGUAUGAUUAACAACCAUGUACAACUCAGGUCAGAGAUUGAGGCCAGAGAAGACAACUUUAGCUCCUUGGUACAGGCAGGAGAGAUCCUCAUUCAACAGGGGCACUUUGCCAGUGAAGAGAUCCAGGAGAGAAUUGAAGCAGUCUUACAGGCCAGAGAGGACCUUCACGGAGGCUGGCAGACCAAGAAGGAGAAACUAGACCAGGCUCAUCAACAGCAACAGUUCUACAGAGAGGCCAAGAUCCUAGAAACCCUUAGCAGCCAACAAGAGGUCUAUCUGCAAAGCAGUGACAUGGGAGCAACAGUGGAAGAAGUCGAAGCACAGAUCAAGAAGCAUGAAGCUUUUGAGAAAAUUCUUGCAACUCAAGAAGAGAAGACAAAUACACUUCAGGUAUUUGGUAGUCAACUGAUGGAAGAAGGUCAUUUUGAUGCACCUGGUAUUCAAGAGAAACUGAAAGAAGUUACAAAAAGGCGAGCAAGGCUUCGAGAUCUGAGUGCAGAGAGGAGACAGAAAUUAUCAUCUGCUAAGCUAUAUGCUCAGUUCAGCAGAGACAUUGCAGAAGCUCAGGCAUGGAUCGGUGAGAAGUGGAAGACCUUUGGAGAUGAUGACCUGGAAUCCCUCAGUAACCUGAAGGAGAAGAUGAAGAGACUGCAGAAACAUCAAGCCUUUGAGGCUGAGAUCAAAGCCAAUGAGAAGCUCAUCUCUGAUGUCAAACAGGAAGGGGAAUCGCUUUUGAAGCAGCAUCAUCCUGACUCUACAAACAUCAAUCAAAGAAUGUCCGAAAUGAUGAAAUCAUGGAAUGACCUGAGACAGGCAUCCAUCAAGAGAGGGCAGCAUUUAGAAGAGGUCAGGGACUUGCUGGAGUACAACCAAAUGGCAGAGAAGAUCGAAAAGUGGACGAGAGAGAAGGAAGUGAUGGUGUCUGCACAUGACGUUGGGAAUGACUAUGAACACUGUAUGGAACUACAAAAGAAACUCAAUGAUAUUGGUUCAGAUCUAUCCGUGGAUGACGCCUUUGUGAAGCGUAUGUGUGAGAUGGGUGAGAGACUGAUGAAAGAAGGCAACCCAGAUCAGACGAACAACAUCAGAAAGAGAACCAAGGAUAUCAAAACAAGCUGGCAAGGUCUUCAGUCUGGACUCACCAAGUAUCGCAAGGAGCUCACCAAUGCUGCUGAGAUCCAUGCCUUCAAUAGGGACAUGGAUGAUGUCAUGGAAAGGAUUAGUGAAAAGAGAAACGCUAUGGACAUUGAGGAAGUAGGUAAAGAUGUGAAUUCUGCUGAGUCACUUCAGAGAAGACAUGGUGAGCUUGUCAGGGAUUCUACAGCUAUAGAGACUAGACUCAAGGAGCUAAAGAAGACUGCUGCAGAGCUCAGCAAGAGGCAACCUUCUGCAAAAGCCUCAGUCCUAGCCACAGAACAGGAAGCAGAGAAGCAAUGGGGCGCCCUCUGUGAACUGAGUCAGCAGCGACAGGAGAAGCUUGACAACUCCCUCAAUCUGCAAAAGUUCUACAAGGACUACAGAGAAAUGAUGGGUUGGACUGGUCAGGUGAUCAAUCACAUGACUUCCGGGGAGCUCGCCAAAACAUCUAGUGAAGUGGAGAAUUUGUGUGAGCUUCACAAGGAGAGAAAGGCUGAAAUUGAUGGUCGCAAUGCCAAGUUUGAGUCCCUCUAUGAGACAAGCUCCUCCAUGGUGGACCAGGGUCACUAUGCCUCUGAGGACAUCAAGCAGUGCCUUGACCAGCUGACCGAGGCUAAGGCCCAGGUGGAGACUGGCUGGGAGGAGCGUAAGACACUCCUGGCUCAGUGCUUUGAUCUUCAAGUCUUCCAGGAGUUCACGGAGCAGGCAGAGAGCUGGCUGGCAUCCAAGGAGGCCUUUAUCACCCAGGAGGAUGCGGGGGAUUCCCUCACCACGGUGGAAUCUCUGGCCAGAAAACAUGACGGUUUUGAGAAGACGCUAGAGAGCCAGGUUGAGAAGAUUGAUGAGCUCCAGGUAUUUGCUUCCCAGCUGGUGUCCGGAGGCCAUUACGAUGCUGGAUGGGUAGAGUCGAAAUGCCAGGCCAUCGCAGACAGGAGAGACAAGCUAUAUCAAGAGACAGAGGCAAGGAGGAAGCGUUUAGCUGAGUCCCUUGAGAUGCACCAGUUUCUACAGGACAUUUAUGAGGUGGGCUCCUGGAUCAGCGAAAAGACCCAGAUCGCUUCUGAUGAAUCCUUCCGUGAUGAGAGUAACCUCACCCACAAGCUUCAGAAGCAUCAGGCCUUUGAAGCAGAGCUGCUCUCCAACAGGGGCAGGGUGGAUUCAGUUCAACAGCGUGGCAAAGCUAUGAUUGAACAGGAGCAUCAUGCAUCAGCUGACAUCAAGGAGAAACUUCUCGAGCUAGAACAGAGAUGGCAACAUCUUAUGGAUCGGUGUGCCUGGAAACAAGAUCAUCUACAGCAGGCAUACAAGGCCCAUGUCCUCCAGCGUACUAUAGAUGAUAUGAGUGGAUGGUUGAGCGAGGUAGAGAGCCAUCUUCAGUCCAGUGAUGUAGGCAAGGACAUGGCCAGUGUCAAGCAUCUCAUUAAGAAACAUCAGGCUCUAAACCUUGAUAUUGAAUCAUAUGAAGAGAAAGUGAUUGAAAUCAAGCAGACAGCAGGGACACUCAAAGAAGAAGAGAACUUCCUAGCAGAUGACAUGAUCAACAAAACAGAUUCGGUUUAUGAAAGGUAUGAUGCAGUCACCGAGUUGGCUGUACAGAGACAGAAUCAGUUGGAUGAUGCCUUCACCCUCUACAAGUUCUCAAGAGAUGUUGAUGAUGAGUUGUCAUGGAUACAGGAGAAAAUGAACCUAGCAUCCUCCAAUGAAUAUGGCAACUCCCUGACUGCAGUUCAAAACCUAGUCAAGAGACAUCAAAUGCUGGAGAGUGAGAUAACAGCCCAUGAGCAGUUGAUCGGUGCAGUGUCCAACACUGCUCAUCAGCUGCUGGAUAUGGGUCACUAUGGCAACAGUGAGAUCAAAGACCAAGAGAUGAAUCUGAACUCAAGAUGGAGUCAACUCAAGGAGGCUGCUUCUGAAAGGAAAAGGAAACUCUCCUCUGCACUUGAUAUUCAGAAGUUCCUCUCUGACCUGAUGGAAGCCGAGUCCUGGAUGAAUGACAAGCGCCCUCUAGUGACGAGCACAGACUGCGGCAAGAACGAGGACUCUGUAGUGUCCUUACUGAAGAAGCUGGAUGGUUUGGAGCUAGAUCUAGAAGGCUACUCUGGAACUCUGCAAGCUUUAGCAACGACAGCCAGUAACCUGUCUGAUCCAUCUAACCCUCUUAUGAAGGAUGUACAGGAAAGACAGAAUGAAAUAGAGACUCAGUACCAGGAUGUCCUGGACCUACUGGAGGCUAGGAAACAUGUCCUGAUGGGCCAUCUCAAACAGUUUGAGUUCCUGAGAGAGAUGGAUGAGAUGGUGGAUUGGAUCCAGGAGAAAGAGGUCCUGGCCCUAUCAGAGGACUAUGGCAAGGACCUGGAACAUGUUGAGAUCUUGCAGGCAAGAUUCAACAGUUUCACCAAAGACAUUCUCACCAACGAGGGUCGUAUCAGGGCUAUCGGGAACAAGGCCAACACCCUUAUCAAGAGUGGCAUCGAUGAAGACGAUACCAUAGCAACCAAAUGUCAGGAGCUUGAAGUCAGAUGGGAUGAACUGAAGGAGGCUACAAAUGCUAGGACACAGGCUCUAGCUGAUGUGCGAGUAGUGCAUGCCUUUGAUCGAGAUAUUGCUGAGACCUUAGCAUGGAUCCAGGAGAAGGAUACAGCAGUGUCCAGUGAGGAUUACGGCCAUGAUCUACCCAGUGUCCAAGCCCUGGUCAGAAGACAUACAGGCUUUGAGAGGGAUCUAGCUGCUGUCGAGGAGAAGGUAGAGUCCACCUCAACCCAAGCAGCUCAGCUGGUAGAAGAGUACACUGAUGCCUAUCAGCAUAUCAGCGAUGAGAAUGAUUCUAUGGUGAGUGCGUGGAACAUGUUACUGGAGAGAGCAGCCCUGAGGAAAGACAGACUGAUGCAGGCAGAACAGCUUCAGCUCUACUUCAAUGAAUUCAGGGAACUGAGCACAUGGAUCAACGAGAUGAAUGCUCUGCUUUCAUCAGAUGAGACCCCCCAUGAUGUGACCAGCGCUGAAGCUCUCAUCAACAAACAUUCUGAACAUCAGCUAGAGAUGUCCCUCCAUGCUACCAACAUUGCUGACUUCAUUGAGACUGGCAAGAAGCUCAUUGACGAGGAUCACUUUUUAGCCAAGGAGGUUGAGGCUAAAGUGCGGCAGCUGGACCAGGCGUGGGUCAACCUGAAUGCCAAGUGUGAAGAGAGGCAGAACUACUUUGAGGCCAAACUAGAUACCUUCCUGUUGCAGAGAGACCUUGAAGUGGCAGAUUCCUGGCUCAAUGAUAAGGACCCUAUCCUUGUAGACCAGUCAUUCCUGGAUGAUUCUUGCGAUAUUGAGGAGCUAUUGAAGAAACAGGAGGACUUUGAGAAGAUGAUCGAAGCACAGGAGGAAAGGUUUGCUGCCCUCACAAGGCUGACCAAGGCUGAGGCAAAGCGUGAUGCUGGCCAUACAACUCUAGAUGAUGUCCUACGAGAAUUUGACAAAGUGGAGAAGAUGGGAGCACCCCCUAAUGGCAGAGGUCUUCUUAACAAACAGUUCACAAUAGAGGAAGAAGAUGAAGAAGCAGAGGAAGAAGAGAGAAAGAAAACUCUUCAAGAUGAAAAUAUAAGCAACAUGCUUGAUGAUAUGGCUGGCAUGUCACCAAAGAAUGCAGGCAUUCAUAACACAGACAACUUGUUUGAUCAGACUGACUUAGUAUCAUCUAAACAAACUUCCAGUCAGGAGGCUGCCAUUCCCUCAUCUGUUGCUAAGCAACAAGAGGAAGCCUCUCCACGUCGGCAUGUACCAAAGUCCUUCAGACCACCACUCACAUCCUCAAAAAUAUCAUCAAGGACCGGUGGGAGCGAGAUGCGAUCCGAUAAAAUUGAUGAUGAUGAUGAAGGGAAAGAGGAGGAGGAAAAGAGGAAGGAAGGAGGACAGGAGGAGGCUGCAGAAGCACUGGACCGAUCAAGAAGACGGAUGUUGAUCCCCAGGAUAAGCAUCACCAUGUUUGAUGAUGAGCUUCCAGAGACCUUUGGUGUUCCUGAGGAUGCUGAUAUCAAGAAGGAUGAAGCAGACCAGAUUGAGCAGAUUAUCAGACAGAACUCUAUAGAGGAGGAAGCAGGAGACAAUGAUGAUGAUCUCCUGGAUGAAGACUAUCCCCUUGAUGAUGAUGAUCUUGCUUUUCAGGACAGUGAUGAAAGUGGUCCUGUUGAUGACCCAGACUUUGAUGAUGCUGAUGAUUUACUGGAUCCACCUGACACAGCACCAUCUGUAGGCUCAGUGAAAAUUAAGCCUGAGACUAAACCACCUCCUCCAUCUAGCAAAAAGCCGGAGAUUACCAGACGCCCAGCAGGACCAAGAACCCAAACGUUGCCCCCCUCUCCCCAAACCUCAGACCCCCAACUGCAAACGUUGCCCCCUUCUCCCCCAACUUCACACUCCUCAUCAAGCAUCUCAUCUUCCAGUCACACAAAUGGAGCUUCAAGCCACCAAGGAAACAGUGGAGAUCAAAGGUCACCAAGGUUAUCCCAAGAUGCAACGACUCCAAAGCCGAGGGUGGGGCGGGUCACGGCGGAACCCCCGCCUCCGAUACAGGUGGUGGACCUGAAGGGGCGUUCCCCUCCAUCUGAUGGCAAAGAGAAGAAGAUCUCCAUCAGUAGCAUCUUCAAAAAGAAAAAGUGAUUACAGUCACUUGAGGUAAAGUGUGGAAGAUCAUCAAUGACAGCAUCUUUUGUUUUAAAGCCUAUCUGCACGAGAUUGGCCAGGAGGGAUUAGACCUCCCUGUGUGGUCACUGACAGGUGGUUAUCCCAUCAAAUCAGCUCCCAUU